This is a messenger RNA of Drosophila biarmipes, 1501 nucleotides long. Its product is annotated as chitinase-3-like protein 1. Gene Ontology annotation, biological process: chitin catabolic process; carbohydrate metabolic process. NCBI's taxonomy places the organism in Eukaryota, Metazoa, Arthropoda, Insecta, Diptera, Drosophilidae. The transcript is spliced from 3 exons. Gene Ontology annotation, molecular function: chitinase activity; chitin binding. Gene Ontology annotation, cellular component: extracellular region. Bases 51 to 1481 code for a protein of 476 amino acids. The record is from RefSeq and is a predicted model, not a curated record.
UGCUAUAAAAGUCAUGGACUUGCGGGAAGUUUCAGUUCAGUAACUAAAAAAUGUGCAGCGGAUCUGGCUUGGUUGGGCUGCUCCUCGGGACCCUCCUGAUGGUAGCAUCCUCGUCCGCGCAAGGCAACUCCUCAAAGAACGUGAUCUGCUACCAUGGCACUUGGUCUGUUUAUCGACCUGGUAUGGGCAAGUUUGGCGUGGAGGACAUCGAUCCGUUCCUGUGCACCCACCUGGUCUACGCCUUUCUGGGCAUCGAGGAGACGGGUCAGCUGCGUGUGAUUGACCCCUAUCUGGACCUCGAGGAUAAUGGGGGACGGGGAAAUAUCAAGCGCUUCAACGCACUCAAGCUGGUGAAUCCCGUGCUGAAGACGCUGGCGGCCGUGGGCGGUUGGAACGAGGGCUCCAAGAAGUUCUCUAUGGUGGCCAGCGAUCCCCUGAAGCGCGCCAGGUUCGUGGACGAUGUGGUCAGGUUCCUGCAGCGCCAUGGAUUCGAUGGCAUGGAUCUGGACUGGGAGUAUCCCGGCCAGCGUCACAGUCUAGAGAACGCGGAUCGAGAGAACUUCAUAACGCUUUUAAAGGAGCUGAAGGAGGGCCUGAAACCCUUUAGUUUCCUGCUCACCGCGGCUGUGGCUUCCGUCCAGUUCUCCGCUGAAAUAUCCAACGACAUUCCGGCCAUGGUCCCUUACUUGGACCUCAUUAAUUUGAUGGCCUAUGACCUGCAUGGACCUUGGGACAAGGCGGUGGGCAUCAAUGCUCCUCUGUAUGCCUCUGAAAGAGAAGCGCAGGAUGCCACAGGUUGGUGGCCGCAGUUCAAUGUGGACGCCAUUGUCAAGUACUGGCUGCAGGCAGGUGCUCCGCCAGAAAAACUUAUCCUGGGCGUUCCCUUCUACGGACGCACCUACACCUUGGCCACUGCCGAGGGCAACCAACCAGGAUCUCCCCAUAUUGGCAAGGGAAUUGCCGGAAAGUACUCCCGUGAGCCGGGUGUCCUUGGCUACAACGAGCUCUGCAAGCUGAUGCAGCAGGAGGAGUGGACCCAGGAGUGGGAGCCGGCACAGCAGGUGCCCUUCGCCUUCAGGCAGCGCCAGUGGGUGGGCUACGACGAUCCACGCAGCCUGUCGCUCAAGGCGCAGUAUGUGAUGGACCACCAUCUGGGUGGCAUCAUGAUCUGGUCCCUUGAGUCGGAUGAUUUCCAAGCCACCUGUGGCCAGCAGGCCUAUCCCCUCCUGCACGAAAUCAACCGCGUGCUCUUCGACCGCGACACACCCUCUGGUUUGACCCCCGCCUCCAGCAAGGACAAGCCCAAUGAGGGGUUCAGUUGUCCGGCUGAUGCCCCCGAAGGAUAUGUUCGUGAUCCGGACAACUGCUCCAAGUUCUACUACUGCAGUGGUGGCAAGACCAACAGUUUUGACUGUCCCAGUGGCCUGAACUUUGACCUAAUCACAAAGAGAUGUAACUACUCGGGAUCAGUAAAGUGCUGACCUUUAUGAUCACAGACAAA